This is a messenger RNA of Gossypium raimondii (Peruvian cotton), 1724 nucleotides long. Its product is annotated as F-box/FBD/LRR-repeat protein At4g26340. The transcript is spliced from 4 exons. Lineage: Eukaryota; Viridiplantae; Streptophyta; Magnoliopsida; Malvales; Malvaceae. Gene Ontology annotation, molecular function: protein binding. Bases 110 to 1504 code for a protein of 464 amino acids. The record is from RefSeq and is a predicted model, not a curated record.
GGAAAGAACACAUUGAAUUCAAAUCCAAAUCAAAGACUAAUUGCAGAGAGAGCAAUCUCACCACAUUCUUAAGAAAAGCAAACAACUUAAUUGCAGAGAGAGCAAUCUCAUGGAGAAUAUGGAACUCCAUCAACUGAUAAAGGUAAAAGUAGAAGGUGAGGAGAAUAGGAGGGAUGAAACAAGUAGAUUAAAUGAUGAUAUUCUGAUCAGAAUACUGGGUUUUCUCAGCUUUAAAGAAGCAGUAAGAAGCAGCGCUAUUUCACGCAGAUGGCAGCAUCUUUGGAAGUAUUUUUCAGGUUGUUUAAGCUUCAAGCAAACCAAGCCUAGACUUGCUUCCUGGAACUUGAAUGUUCGGACUCGGGCGGAAAUUGCCGAAACGUGUGAGUUUAUAGAGUGGGUCAAUAAAUAUCUAAACUCAAAUCAAGCUUCAACCAUUGACGAAUUUAGAAUUGAUAAUUUUGAUUUAGAUAAAGAUUCCAAAGCUUAUGUGGAUGAAUGGGUUGGGAUUGCAUUGCAAAAGAAGACUAAAAAGCUUCAACUCAACUUUGGACCAGAAUACUAUAGUGACGUACGAUGGAGUAGUGUAGAUGCUAGUAGAGUAGCUGCUAGAUGUUACUGCCUCACUAAAGAAACCUUUUCUUCAGCUUUAUCUGGAAUUCACUUCCUUACUUGUCUGUCUGUCAAAUUUGUUGGGGUUAGCGAUGAGAUGUUGGAGCAUAUUGUUUCGAUUUGUCCCUUACUCGAGAGCUUGGAGCUGGACCAUUCACCACAGCUUACACAUCCUAAAGUUUCAGCUUUGAGGUUGAAACACUUGAACAUAUGUCACUGUGAAUACUUUAUUGAAAGUAUAGAGAUUUAUGCACCCAAUUUGGUUUCAUUUGAUUACACUGGGAAGGAAAUACCAUUGCAUAUAAAGUAUGCCCCCAAACUCAAUCAAGUGUGCUAUGAUGAUGGCUCACGCUCUGCUAUUCAACAUUUAUCAAUCCACCUGGCAAAUUAUCUUCCUCAGCUAGUGACUCUAUCGAUUGGGAUGUCCGUUGUCGGGGUCGUAAACAACUUUCCCAAAUUGACAAGUUUGAAGCACUUGCGGUGUGACGCUCUUACAUCUGAUGGAAAUAGCCUGAGAUGUUUGACAUCGUUGAUAGAGGCAUCCCCUUUCUUGCACAAAUUCGUACUGGAGGUUAGUCAUGGUACUGGUGAGAUUAUUAAGAAGAUUCACCCAAGUGAAGUGCGAGUUAUGUGUAGGAGUGUGAGCGGGCAUCCCCAUGAGUAUAUAAAAGAGGUGGAAAUAGUCGGCUUCUGUGGGAAUAAAGCAGAAGCUGAAAUUCUUACAUAUUUGCUUAAAAAUGCAGUUAUGCUUGAAACGAUUCGUAUAGAAAUUAGUGGUGGCACACCAAAAAAAAACUAUGCAUAUCCUGAGGAGAUCAAGCAAAUGACCAAUUACAUGAUCAAUCACCUCAUCCAAAAUCGAUCCCCACCUCAAUUACUUUUCCUACUUUUAUAGCCUUACCAUACAUGUUUUUCAGAUUGUUAGAACUUUAAACAAACUCUUUGAGUUGGUAAGAUUUUUUAUUUGUUUGGUUUUAUAUCCAAGUUUUUUUCUUUUGAAUAUAGAAAGCAAAUGGAGCUAAGCUAGCCAUGUUUUUCUUUGAGUCAACGCUUGAAGAUUAUGUUAUGUUUAACUAUUAAUUGAUCUGCUGCAUCAUGGCUGUUCUUGUUAACAA